AAUGUCUUAAAUAUGGAGAAACUGCUGCCCAUCUCUGACAAAGAUCUGACGAAGUCGUCUGUCCGGCAAUUGAGGAUCUCGAUGUCCAAUCUUUUGCUGGUUGGCUGCGCGCUGGCGCCCUUUACCAUGGUCUAUACUAUACUGAUGACAUUGAUAUUCGACUAUGCGGGCUCCACCUAUACGCACUGCCAGGUGAUGAACAUUCUGCCGUCCAUGUCGACGGUGAUCCGACAACAACAACCCUUGUGGAUAUUCAUCAUAUGGGCGCAGCUGCCGGCUCGCCUGCUAGCGGCUUGGCUCUACUGGCGCUAUCGGAGACGCGGGCUGCCAUUGCGGGCACGCAUACUGAAAUACCUGUCGCUGUUGCUUCUGGUUUAUAACAGCGUCAGCUCCAUUUCAGCGGUGCAAUAUGGUCAUCUUUCGGGCACAUUUCACAAUGCGACAGCACUUUCCAGUUGGAUAACGGGCCUUGGCUAUAUAGGCCUCUCCCACAUGAGCCAGAAAUUCGGUGCAUAUGAGCCAAUGGGUCCGCACGAGAGGCUCUCCAAUCGCAUCAAGCGCAAGAUGCUAUUCACGAACUGCACCGCCAUGGUGGUCAUGUGGCCAUUUUAUGUGCUGCACGUCAACUUUUGUCUGACAAUGGCCUAUUCCGUUUUUUCGUUUUGUGAAUACAUAUUGACCUUGUCUAUAGCGUGCCAUAUAUGGACAUCAUAUCUGGAUUUCUAUGAUGUCUAUCUGUGCCUCAAUUUACAUUUUGGUUGCUUUUUGGCAGACGCAUAAUUAUGGAAUAUAAACUCUUUUUAAGACAAUACUAAAUAUAUAUGAAUACAGAUUUGUGGCUGCUACGCUUCAUA
Drosophila montana is the source of this 854-nucleotide messenger RNA. RefSeq names its product post-GPI attachment to proteins factor 2. Gene Ontology annotation, biological process: GPI anchor biosynthetic process. Lineage: Eukaryota; Metazoa; Arthropoda; Insecta; Diptera; Drosophilidae. The record is from RefSeq and is a predicted model, not a curated record. Bases 13 to 780 code for a protein of 255 amino acids. The transcript has 2 exons. Gene Ontology annotation, cellular component: Golgi membrane; endoplasmic reticulum membrane.